GAUGUACUUUCUGAUCUCCACUUGAUAAAGCCUAAGGGCUAAACGCGUUGUGGUUUUUUAACCCCUUAAGGACACAUGACAUGUGUGACAUGUCAUGAUUCCCUUUUAUUCCAGAAGUUUGGUCCUUAAGGGGUUAAACUAUGUUGUUUUAAAUAAAGGUAUUUUGGCCACUUUCUUACUGUGAGUUAGCCAUCUUACUUUUUAUUACUAUUAUCAUUUUACUUUUUUACUACUACCAUCCUUUUAUCCGGCACCAGAAGUGUUUUUACUUUCUAGUGAGGAUAUUACUCCCAAGAAUCCUAGGUGGGGAUUAUAUCACUCAAGCUGUACUCAUUGAACAGUUAGUCUGUUCAACUAAAUGUAAGUAACCACUUGUUUUUUUUUAAUUUAUGUGGUUUGUAGUGGCGCAGCCUUCCUUUAUUUUUUCUGUACCAGUUCUGUUUAGUUAUACUUUUCCUUUUUCCUUACUUAACAAAUAACCAAGUAGGGGCUGUAACGGAGCUCCCUGUACCCCGGCUGGUUACCUCCGUCAGAGGAUUUGCUUCCUAGCUGGGACCAGGGGAAACGGGUAGGGGAACUAGCUCUCUUAGUCCUUACAAGGACUUUCCCCGUUGCAUCUCCCUGCAAGCUGGAAUAGCAGACAUAGGGGUUAAAUCUUCCUUACCUCCAGUAACCGGAUGACAUACAGUUCUGGAGGUUAAAACACUGACUGGCAAUCUUUAUUUGGAACACACAGCCUUUAUGCACAGACCCCCACAGGGGGUCUCCACUCAGUACAACACAAUCCCGGGCAGGAGGGGGCUGGGUUACAGAUAGCCAUCUCCUGCUCUGGGAGAUACCAACAGUACAUACAGAUACACACAUUAAAACACAUAAACUCCUCAAAAGUACAUUUCCAAUUUCACAAGGGGUUAAUUGGAUUGCAUGGAAUGUCCAAGCUUCCAACCCCAUAAGCUUGGUCUCCAGCAGAGCUAUUCUGUAACGCAGUGGCGGAUCCAGAGCCUGAUCUCAGGUGGGGCACUUGUAGAUUAUUGAAAUAAAUAAUCCAGGCACAAUAACCACUACAGCUCAUUGUGUUAGGGUGCCAGUAGUGCAGGUUCCCAUCCCAGAGUAACCAGUCAAACCGUUUAAGAACAGUUUGACAACUUACCUGGGGGUCUAGUAGGAUAUAGGGCAUAGGAGCAGUGGUAUGUGUGAGGGGUGAAGUGUGUGUGAAAGGUGCAGUGUGUGUGAGUGCGUAAGGGCGGCAGUGUAUGUCAGGGUUGCAGUGUGUGUGUUAGGGGGCAGUGUGUGUGCAAGCGGUGCAGUGUAUGUGUGUUUGGGGCAGUGUGUGUAUGGGGGGCACUGUAUAUGUGUGUGGGGCAGUGUGUGUAUGGGGGGCACUGUAUGUGUGUGUGUGGGGCACUGUAUGUAUGUGUGGGGCAGUGUGUAUUGGGGGGGUCAUGUGUAUGGGGGGGCCGUGUGUGUGUGGGACAAUGUGUGUAUGGGUGUGUAGUGUAUGUGUGUGGGGGCAAUGUGUGUAUGGGUGGGCAGUGUUUGUGGGGCAGUGUAUGUAUGGGUGUGCAGUGUGUGUAUGGGUGGCAGUGUUUUGGGGCAGUGUGUGUGUGUGUGUGUGGCAGUGUUUGGGGCAGUGUGGCAGUGUGGGGCAGUGUGUGUAUGGGGGUGUUUGUGGGGCAGUGUGUAUGGGGCAGUGUUUGUGGGGCAGUGUGUGGGCAGUGUUUGUGGGGCAGUGUGUGUAGUGUGUGUAUGGGGGCAGUGUUUGUGGGGCAGUGUGUGUAGUGUGUGUAUGGGGGCAGUGUGUGUAUGGGGGGCAGUGUUUGUGGGGCAGUGUGUGUGUAGUGUGUUAUGGGGCAGUGUGUGUGUGUGUGUGUGGGGUAGUGAUUGUGGGGCAGUGUGUGUGUGUGGCCGUGUUUGUAGGACAGUGUGUGUGGGGCAGUGUUUGUGGGGCAGUGUGUGUGGGGGGCAGUGUGUGGGGCAGUGUGUGUGUGGGGCAGUGUGUGCAUGGGGGGAGGAGGGAAGGGGUGCUUUUUAAGAAUGUUUUUUUUUAAUUUAAUAAAAUAAAUAAAUACAUGUCCCCCCUCACCUUUACUGGGAGAAGUGGGGACAUUUCUGGAUCCCUGGUGGUCCGGUGGGGAUUCCCUGAUGGCACCAGUGGUGAGAGUGAACUGUGGCCCGUAGCUCCAGGGCUAGAGUUCACUCUCGCGAGAUUUGGAGCGUUGCCGUGGUACCAGCUACCAGCAAUGUGCAUGCGGACCGGGAAGGGAGAUCUCUGAUCUCUGAUAUCCCUACCUGAUCCGCAGGCACAUUGCAGGGCUGGCACUUGGACAAUGCCAGCCCUGCAUUAGCCGGCAGGAGAGAGUCUCGGGGGGGGUGGGGCAAUUGCUCCGUUGGCCCCCCUGAAUCCGCCACUGCACUAAUGUGUGCUGGAAGUCUUUUGAUAUGGUAAUGAUCAAGCCUUCUAGAAACAGUAAACCCUGUUACACCAUAUACAAAAGAGACAUUUGCUUAACCCAAUUAUCCCCCCAGGCACUAGAGUUGCAUAAAACAUAAACAAUUAAAUAUACAUUCCAAGCAUAUAGGAACCCUUAAAAUAAACCAGGGAAAUAAACCAGGGAAAUUCAUAACCAAUACAUGGGGAAAACACAUAAUACAAUGGAAAAACACACAAAUAAGCAGUGGGCAUGGUACGUAGUGACGGUGACGUAGUGACAAGGGAACUUACUAUGUUUUUUUUUAGCUAUGUGACCUAGCCUUUAUCCUUGUGUGCUUUUUCAUGUGAAGUCAGCUAACAUGCAUAGCCAUAUCUCUUCCUUUUCUAUCCUGACUCACACUCAUCUCAUUCGCCUUAUAAUAUAAAAUGUGCAGUAUUCUCAACAUUUUAAGUCACAUCCACAUCCCUGUAUUGUCGUACAGACCACCGUAGUAUCAUCUCUAAGGAUCCCCUUACCCGGUGUGAUAUGGCUCCUUCCUGAUGCAGUAUUGAUUAUAGCUGGUAUAGUUUUCCCCCAUACAUUAGUUGAGACUUAAUGUUGGGAGUAGAUCAGGCUUAUUCAGGCAAGACACACAGAAUUUAUACACAUACCCCCAGCAUGGGGUCUCAAUACAAACCAACACAAACUCCUCCCAGGUGUCCCUGUGUCUGGGAGAUAAUUGAGUCAAAGACUGGAAUGGAAUGUAUACACAAAAACCCUAAAAGCACAUUCAAAUUACACAGGAACCCCACAUGUCUUAUAUCCCUGAAUAGCCCAGAUCCGAGUGCCCAAGUUGUCCAAAAAGUACUCAGAUCCUUUCGGUGUAAGGCCAUCCGACUAAGGUACUGACCAGCAGUCCACAAGGUUGUAGCCCAAAACAGUUCCCAGGGAGAAAGAGGCAGCAGCUGGUCAACUUUUGGGAGUUCCUAUGUGAAUACCACCGAAUGUUUCCCCUGGCUCUUAGGAAGUGAAUGCUCCCCUCAAAUAAGUAUUUUCCCCCCAAAACACUUUCCUGACUUGUCUAUGAGAGGAGCAGGUGGCGGUACAAUUUCAUCGGGGUUCUCGAGUUGGAGUAACCAACUAUAAUUAGUUCCAUGUGUUCGACGACCAAGUACCGUUGCCUGAUUCGGCAGACAAAAUGGCCGCUAUUCCCUAAAGCAUGUGCAUUCAGGCAUACGAAUGGCAGCCACCCAGAGAGAGCACUUGCGUUAAUGACUUCUUUUGAAGUUAAUGAGCAAGGGUGUGGUUUGGGUUCAGGAAACGAACAAGGGGGUACGGAAAACCAAACAGAGAAUGGACCAAGUCUGUUGGGCUGGAGGAGAAUAAAACAAGUGUCGGGUGUUCUGACACACUCUGCACACCAAAAUAAAAAUGUCAAACAAAAAAGAAGGGCAUAGAGAAUUGUAACAGAUGCCCUGUUUGUUGCCUGUUUGUUGGAUUUAUAAUUUUGUUGCUGCUCUGAACUACUUGCUACAAUCCUCCCCACCUAAACCAGCAUACGAAUUCAAACGAACAAACUGUACUCAAUUUGUUCGUUUACCGAACAGUUUACCGAACGUUCGACCACCCAAGCCAGUCGUGUGCCGCCAAUUGACUUAUUUGACUCUGUGCCAAACCGCAACCCCAACGUUCUAAGUGGUUCACUGGGUGGCCAUUGAUUCGUAUGCACUAACAUGUGGCGGCGGCCAUCUUGUUUUGUCGAAUGCGUCCAGCAGGAUUUGGUCGUCGAGUGUCUAGAACUAUUUUCAGACACUCGAUCUCCUGAACACCGCUGAGACUUCCAGGACCACUUAGCCUCGUGAUAAUCCAUCCAAAGAAGGCGGCAUUCGGUAGAAAGAACAUACGAAUGAAGCUGCACACGACCAUCUAAUGCACGAACGAGUAUGUGAACUGUUGUUCGACAUUUUAUAACGCACAAAAGAGACCGGCUGCACCAGCUGAAUUCAUGGUACUAUUCUGGGCAGGAGCCUCGUGUGCAGCUGGGCAGAAAUGGGACUUCCACGUAUCUCCUGAACUCCUGAACCGAUUCGUAUGUUUUUUUUAAUAUGUUGUUCCCCUAAUUAUGCCCUAUCAGAAAAUAUAUGUUUUAUAGGGUUUGGAUAUGGUUUUAUGAUAACUCUGAAAAUGUGUAAAAAGUUUCAUUUUUAUGUUUGGAGAUAAUUGAGUUGAUACUGUAAUUAACUCAAUUAUCUCCCAAGCAGAGGGGAGGAAUUUUGUGUAAUGAAUGGGAGUGCUUUAUUAUGUAACUGUAUGUUUAUUGGCAGUUGACUAUAUUUCUCGGUUCCCAAACAAGGUUCAACUGGGUGGCAACCUUGUUGGGAAAGUUGCAUAAAAGGCCAGCCUGGCACAUUAAAGUUUCAGAUCUGCUUAACCCUCAACACGUAGCCUUGUCUCGUGCUUGUAGGGAACCUGCUUCACAACUAAUCACUAACUCUUGUAAAAGCUCUAUUACCCCUUCACUACUGGUUCAGCUGAGAUGACAUCUGGAGAAUACUGCAGCACAGCUUCUCUCAAGGGAAAAGGACGUCCAACGACAUAUACCCCUCUGAUACUCCGGGUGGCCAUUACAAGAAUAAUAUCAGUAAAAUACACACACUGUAAAAAAGUAAACAUAUCAAAUUCUUUAUUUAAUCUGUAAGGAAAUAAGUUUUUGUACCCACCUAAUUUCUUCCCUUACAAUAAAUAAUAAUAUGAUUACCUCCUUGCCAGGAUUUAUUCACUAUUUGUAUACCUAAAUAUCCUCUAGGAUCUUUGUUAUUUUUUUUUAAAUGUGCGGCACCGCUGAUUCUAGCCUUAUAUUAUAUUAUUUACAUGCUCUUUGAUCCUUUUUAUAUAGUGGAUAUACUGUAGACCAUAAAUACAUAUACAAAGGUAAAGGACAUUCUUUAUAAAACACAUAAUGAAAAUAUUUGAUAAAACAAAUUCUUCCUCUUCAUACUUUAUAUUAAAUGUAUUUAUUUAUCCCUUCUAGCAUCUUAUUUUUAAAAAAUUUACAAUGCUGACGCCUCUUGCAUGAAUAAAACCCCUUUUUUUGUUAUUUUGAAAAAAUAUAUAUUUUUUUUAAUUUUUUUUUUAAAAUUAGGACUAAAUUGCAUUUGUCAAAUCUCUGUCUUUCCUUAAUAUGCCCCAAUGUUUAUUUAUUAUUUCAAAUGUGAGGAAGGCCGAACUUGAUGGACGCAAGUCUCUUUUCAGCUAUGUAACUAUGUAACAAUAGAUUUAUCUCUUGAAAGUAUUAUUACAAUUGACUACAAAUGGUGUUUUAUUAUCAUUACUUCUUUUAAUUAGUACUAUACAGCACAUAAUAAUUUGCAUUUUUUUUAUUGUUUAAAACUUAUUACCAAGAUCCAAAAAUGUAUAUUCACUGUGAUAAAAUGGCUCGUUAAAUGGAUUGCCCAAUCAUUUUCAUUUAAUUUAUUUCACAGAGCCUCUCCAAUUAAAAUAUAUCAUCUAUAAAUCUAUGGUAAGUGACCAGUUCACUUCCCACUUUAGGCUGACAUAAAUAUAUACUUAAGCCGCCAGCCUGCCAUAAACACAUUAGCAUAGCUAUAGCCAAACCUUAGGCAAACCUUAGGCAAACCUUUGUAAUUUUUACUAGGCAUGUAAAAUCUACAAAGGCAGAAGGCCUUUCCCACCAGAAUUUGUGACUUGUAUUAUGGCAUUAUAUGUUAUCCCUUGCAGGUUUUGUAUCUCUCCCAUUAAGGAUAACAAACAACAUAUUUUCCCACUAUUAUUAAUCCUAUCCCUAGAACCAUUAGCAGAAAAGGGACUCACCCAGAUAUCUUGAAGUGAUGGUAAGUCACAUAACCGUUGAGUUGUUUCAGAUUUAUCACUGGUCGGACACCUCCACCCUUUUUGGGGACCAAAAAGAGGUUGCUUAUGUAACCCAGGGUAUGGGCGGGAAUCUUGAUGAUGACUUUCUUGCAAAUUAAUUUCUGUAUCUCCUUGAAGACGAGGUCUGCGUCUCGUUGGGAGAAAAACAAUUUCCCUGGGGAAGGGAUAUUGAAUAGGCAGAGAAAUGAAAUGUAUGCAAUAACCUUUCAAAGGUUGAACAACCCAAGCAUCUGAUGUAAUAAGUGACCAUACAUGGGCAAAAUGGGUGAGUCUGUCUCCCACUUCUUUUGCCCAUGUAUGGAAAAUGGUUUUUAUAAGCACUUACCGUAAGGUUGUCAUCCUGAACGAGUACCUUGUGUGCCUUAAGCAACCCAGGGCUGGCCACAUUGUGUUUUUCUUUGCUGCUGAGGGAAAUAAAGAAAGAGUACAACAUAUACAGCAUAAUAUGAGCUGCCGUGUCUUUAAUACAAUUAUAUAGUGAUGUCGGGAACACGAAAUUUUCAGUUCGCGAACGGCGAACGCGAACUUCCGCAAAUGUUCGCGAAUCGGCGAACCGGGCGAACCGCCAUAGACUUCAAUGGGCAGGCGAAUUUUAAAACACACAGGGACUCUUUCUGGCCACAAUAGGGAUGGAAAAGUUGUUUCAAGGGGACUAACACCUGGACUGUGGCAUGCCGGAGGAGGAUCCAUGGCAAAACUCCCAUGGAAAAUUACACAGUUGAUACAGAGUCUGGUUUUAAUCCAUAAAGGGCAGAAAUCACCUAACAUUCCUAAAUCACAAUGAAUAUGGAUUGACACCUGACAUAUGACAUAUUGACACCUUGCAUAUGGAUUGACACCUGUCCUCAGAGCCCCUGAUGCACACGACACAGAGCAGAAUAGGGACUGGUCCCCUACAUAGGGUCACUUGGCAGAUAUGGAUUGACACCUAUCCUAAGGAUCCCUGAUACACACUGACAAAGAGCAAACUAGAGACUGUUCCCCCUACAUAGGGUCACUUGGCAGGUAUGGAUUGACACCUGUCCUCAGAGACCAUGAUACACACUGACACAGAGCAGAAUAGAGACUGUUCCCCCUACAUAGGGUCACUUAGCAGAUAUGGAUUGACACCUGUCCUCAGAGCCCCUGAUACACACUGACACAGAGCAGAAUAGAGACUGUUCCUCCUACAUAGGGUCACUUGGCAGAUAUGGAUUGACACCUGUCCCCAGAGACCAUGAUACACACUGACACAGAGCAGAAUAGAGACUGUUCCCCUACAUAGGGUCACUUGGCAGAUAUGGAUUGACACCUGUCCUCAAAGCCCUUGAUACACACUGAUACAGAGCAGAAUAGAGACUGUUCCCCCUACAUAGGGUCACUUGGCAGAUAUGGAUUGGCACCUGUCCUCAGAGACCAUGAUACACACUGACACAGAGCAGAAUAGAGACUGUUCCCCCUACAUAGGGUCACUUGGCAGAUAUGGAUUGACACUUGUCCUCAGAGACCCUGAUACACACUGACACAGAGCAAAAUAGAGACUGUUCUCCUACAUAGGGUCACUUGGCAGAUAUGGAUUGACACCUGUCCUCAGAGACCAUGAUACACACUGACACAGAGCAGAAUAGAGACUGUUCCCCCUACAUAGGGUCACUUGGCAGAUAUGGAUUGACACCUGUCCUCAGAGACCAUGAUACACGCUGACACAGAGCAGAAUAGGGACUGUUCCCCCUACAUCGGGUCACUUGGCAGAUAUGGAUUGACACUGUCCACAAGGACAAGCUGCAGACUUCCUGGCAGUGCCCAUACAAGGUGGUAGAGCAGGUUUGUGAUACCACCUUUGUGAUCGGUGCGGUCACAGGCACGGGAGGCAAGCGCAUGCUCCAUGUGAACAUGCUCAAGCCAUACCACUAGCGCACGGAAGAUGUAACCGCGAUCUGUGCACCUGCCACUGAAGAUUAUGAUAAUUUGCCACUCCCAGAUCUCCUAGACCUAGAGGGCCAGAGCGGAGACCUGGGAGAAGUACAGUUAGGAGAACGGUUAGACCCCAAGGAGCGAACCCAGGUCCAAAGACUAAUCCAGGACAAGGGGGCCACGUUUUCCAACCUACCUGGGUACAGUCCAUUAACCACUCACAAAGAUGAAACCCUAGACCAGACCGCCCUUCGCCAAACCACCUAUCGCAUACCCGAAGCAGUUAAAGAAAAUAUUCAGAAAGAAAUUGAGGAAAUGAUGCAGUUAGGGGUGAUAGAACACUCUGACAGCCCCUGGGCCUCCCCGGUAGUAAUAGUACCGAAACGGGACGGCACGACCCGUUUCUGUGUAGACUACCGGAGGCUAAACGAUAAAACAACCUCAGACGCCUACCCUAUGCCCCGGAUAGACGAGCUCCUAGAUAAAAUGGCCAGAGGCCAGUACCUCACCACAAUAGAUCUGUGCAAGGGGUACUGGCAAAUUCCAUUAGCCGAGGACGCCAUCCACAAGUCAGCAUUUGUCACCUCGUUUGGCCUGUAUCAGUUUAAGGCCAUGCCAUUCGGGAUGAAGAAUGCCCCGGCUAACUUUCAGAGGAUGGUAGAUCGGCUACUGGAUGGGUUUCAGGAGUAUGGCUGCGCCUACUUGGAUGAUAUAGCCAUUUUUAGCUGCUCCUGGCCCUAACACCUGACCCACAUAGGAGCCGUACUAGACCGAAUUAAGGAGGCCGGACUGACCCUAAAGCCCAGUAAGUGCCAUAUAGGAACGUGUAAAAAGAUAGUAGUAUGGGCCCCAGAGUGUGAACAGGCCUUCCAACAGCUCAAGACGGCGCUCAUUAAAUCAUCUGUAUUUUCUGCUCCUGAUCCAACUAAACGCUUUCUCGUCCAUACAGACGCUUCUAUGUUUGGAUUGGGAGCAGUACUGAGCCAAGUCGGAGCAGAUGGCGGCGAGCAACCCGAGGCUUAUCUAAGCCGGAAACUUUUGCCCAGGGAAGUAGAUACACUGCCAUUGAAAAGGAGUGCCUGGCGGUGGUGUGGUCCCUCAAAAAGCUGCAACCUUACUUGAAUGGACAACCGUUUACCUUACUCACAGAUCACAACAAAUUUGGGGCACUGCGCGUGCAAUCUAAUGUGCCACCAGAUAGGAGUGGUGUGUUAAGUAGUACUAUUCUUAUCUGUUUAAUCCCUGUUACGUCCCCUAUCCGUUGAUGUGGAGCAAGACGCAGCAGCAGAAGAGGAGGUUAUGGAAGAGGAUGGAGUAGGAGGAGUAGAGGAGGUGGCAGCAGGCCUCCCUGCAAGUCAUGGCGGUGUCACCAACUCCUCUGCAGAGCCACGCAUUCCAUGCUUGGCAGCCGUCAGCAGGUUUGCCCAAUGCGCAGUGUAGGUGAUAUACCUGCCCUGACCAUGCUUUGCAGACCAGGUAUCAGUGGUCAGAUGGACCCUUGCCUCAACACUGUGUUCCAGACAUACCAUUAUUUCCUUUUGCACAAUCAAGUACAGGUUGGGGAUUGCCUUUUGUGAAAAGAAAUUUCGUCCGGGUACCAGUGAGUGAGUGGUGGCACUGGGCACAGUAUCCACUGUGAGCCUGACACACCCGCUGGCAGACAACUAACUGCUAUUCAAUCUAUAACAGUGAAAAAAGUUUUUUGUUUUUAAAUGCAAGGCCUGACACCCGCUUUAAGGACACUGACUGCUAUUAGCUUACACUGAAAAAAAAAACUUUUUUUCUUUGUAAAAGCACGCUAUAGAGACACCAGAUAUGAGUGGCAAAGUACACGGGCAAAGGUCUGCAGAGCACACGCUGAAGGAGGCCUGACACCCGCUUUAAGGACACUGACUGCUAUUAGCUUACACUGAAAAACUCUUUUUCUUUGUAAAAGCACGCUAUAGAGACACCAGAUAUGAGUGGCAAAGUACACGGGCAGAGGUCUGCAGAGCACACGCUGAAGGAGGCCUGACACCCAGGCGCUUGCAGACAACUAACUGCUAUUCAAUCUAUUACAGUGAAAAAAAAAUUUUUUCUUUUUAAAUGUCAAGCUUAAGCUAUUGUGACACCAGAUAUGAGUCGUGGCACUGGGCAAAUGGGCACAGUAUCCACUGUGAGCCUGACACACCCGCUUUAAGGACACUGGCUGCUAUUCAAUCUAUAACAGUGAAAAAAGUUUUUUGUUUUUAAAUGCAAGCUAUUGUGACACCAGUGAGUGAGUGUUGGCACUGGGCACAGUAUCCACUGUGAGCCUGACACACCCGCUUUAAGACACUGACUGCUAUUCAAUCUAUAACAGUGAAAAAAGUUUUUUGUUUUUAAAUGCAAGCUAUUGUGACACCAGUGAGUGAGUGGUGGCACUCAGCACAGUAUCCACUGUGAGCCUGACACACCCGCUUUGAGACAACUAACUGCUAUUCAAUCUAUAACAGUGAAAAAAGUUUUUUGUUUUUAAAUGCAAGCUAUUGUGACACCAGAUAUGAGUGGUGGCACUGAGGGCAAAUGGGCACAGUAUCCACUGUGAGCCUGACACAGAAGCUGGCAGCAGUGGCAGACAACUAACUGCUAUUCAAUCUAUAACAGUGAAAAAGUUUUUGUUUUAAAUGCAAGCUAUUGUGACACCAGAUAUGAGUGGUGGCACUGACUGGGCAAAUGGGCACAGUAUCCACUGUGAGCCUGGACACAGAAGCUGGCAGCAGUGGCAGACAACCAACUGCAAAUUACAUUACAAAAAAAAAAAAAAAAGCAGACUGAUGUUCUAGCCCUAAAAGGGCUUUUUUGGGUGCUGUCCUUACAGCAGAGAUCAGAUGAGUCCUUCAGGACUGUAGUGGACACUGUAUACCCUAACCUAGCUAUGCAUUUCCCUAUCUAAUCAACAGCAGCUACACUUUCCCUCCUCUCACUAAGCAUGCAGCUUGAGAAUGAAUCUAAAAUGGAUGCUGUCCAGUAGGUGGGAGGGUCGGCUAGGGAGGGUGUGCUGCUAAUUGGCUGGAAUGUGUCUGCUGACUGUGAGGUACAGGGUCAAAGUUUACUCAAUGAUGACGAAUAGGGGGCGGAUCGAACCGCGCAUGUGUUCGCCAUCCGCGGCGGACGCGAACACGCUAUGUACCGUUCGGUGCAUCACUACAAUUAUAUUUUCUGUACUGCUUUUAUUGUUGCAAUUUACAAGUUCUUGCCACACUUUUUCUUGUUACAUAGCAUAACCUCUUGUUUUGAUCCUUUUCUUUUUGUUAUUCCGCUGAAAACCUCAAUAAACUAUAUGAGAAAAAAUAAUUACCCGAUAGGAUUUUUUUUUUUUACUUUAAAAUAUAUGUUUAUGGAAUGGCAAUGAUAUAUGUUAGUGCAGUUUGAAGGUCAAAAUUGCAGCAGAGUUCAAAAAAUGUGUAAUAGUUCACUGAUUGGGGGAGUGUCAGAUAAACAGGCAUUUAUUGUGGGAAGAUAUGACUUUCCAGAUAUUACUUCAUGCAUCUCUAUAAAGCUAUUUGCCUAAGGUCAUUUUACAGGCUAUGGGGAAACAUUAUACAUUAUAUAAAUUAUAAGGUUCAAUCAAGGGUGAUCAUAAUACCUUUUUCUGUUAUUCAUAGACAGGAUUGCUUAAUAACUCAAGAGUCUUAUGGGGUUAUUCACUGAAAGCAUAACUGAGUUAGAUAAUUCUUAAACUUCUGCUAUUUUGGCCUUAAGUAUGUAAUUCACUUGGAUUUCUUAAUAAAUAUAACUUUAGUUUAAAAAAAAAAAGAUGAAAAACAACCUUGACCCAGAUAGUGUUAUUCGCUAAAGUGUGAAUUGUACGAAAUUGAAAGUAAAUUUCUCAUUUUAGACCAACAUAGAUGAACUCAGACUAUUUUUAAUUAAGAUUUGCAUUUCACAUUGAAGUUCGAAAAUUCACAAUUUCAUGAGUAACUGAGUGGUUAAAGGGACAAUAUAGUCACCAAAACAACUUUAGCUUAAUUAAAUAGUUUUGGUGUAUAGAUCAUGCCCCUGCAGUCUCAAUGCUCAAUUGUCUGCCAUUUAGGAGUUAAAUCACUUUGUUUAUGAACCCUAGUCACAACUUCCUGCAUGUGACUUGCACAGCCUUUCUUAACACUUCCUGUAAAGAGUCAUCUAAUGUUUAUCCUUCCUUUAUUGCAAGGUCUAUUUAAUUUAGAUUUUCUUAUCCCCUGCUAUAUUAAUAGCUUGCUAGACCCUGCAAGAGUCUCCUGUAUGUGAUCAAAGUUCAAUUUACAGAGCAAAAUAUAAAAUUGUUUAAGGUAAAUUACAUCUGAUUGAAAGUGAAACCAGUUUUUUUUCAUGCAGGCUGUGUCAAUCAGAGCCAGUGGGAUUGUGGCAAGGGCUGCAUAAACAGAAAAAAACGUGAUUUAACUCUUAAAUGACAGUGAAUUCAGCAAUAAAACCCGAGAGGCAUGAUCUAAACACUAAAACUGCUUUAUUAAGCUAAAGUUGUUUAGGUGACUAUAGUGUUUCUUUAACAUUAUGUAUCAAUAAGCAAAAUAAAUUAAGCAUACCCUACUGAAAACAUCACUGGAAAGUUGUUUCCUUUGCUUUGUUUAAGGCAGGAAUCCCACAUCGACCUAUAAGUCCAAGAAAUCUUUCAAUGGAAUAAAUAUCCACAGAAUCAUGGAAGUUGUAGUUCAGCAACAUUUAGGGGGUGGAGUUUGAAAUGCUUGCUUCAAAGGGCACCAACACAACCUAAGUGCACUUGAUAGAUUUUUGCCUCAUAUUCAUGCUGUAUUUUUCUCUUUGUUCAAAUAUAUUUAGUUCUGCUUAAAAGGACAAAAUUGUACCUGUCCCUGCAGUCAUGACAUAUCAAAUAUUACCAUUUCAAAGAAGCCCCCGUGUUUACAUUUGGCCAUAAGUAGCCUAUAAGAACUAUCAGAUUGAUAGCACUAGAGACGGUUCCUCACUAAAGACCUUUGAGUGUAGUGAUUUUGUAUUUACUAUCAACUAUGGUCAGUCACGUACUGUCCAUCCAAAAAAAACAGGCAAAUGUCUGGUGGGCCACAAUGGUCAUGGGCUGAGAUGGACAGGGGAGAUAAAGGAUCUCCCCUGCCAGUUCCCCUUCCAGUUCAUGCAGGCUUGAAACUAAGAGUGUUGGCCAAGAGAGAGAGCUGUAAAAUGUCCUGGAUAGAGAGGAGAUCAAAGAUCACCAUCAACUGCAAGCCCAGACAUAGGAGCCCAGUGAAAAUGUGGUCUGCACCUCCAGCUGGUGCAGACCACAUUAAUAGCUCCUGCAAGUGUAUGAGAGCAUAGCUGUUGGUUACCAUGGCAAGGCUCUGAUACUUUAGGUUGUUCCAGACCAGGGGGAGCAGCAUUGUCUGCGUAUUCCAGGGUUACGGGCCAAACGAUUGGAUCAGUAGACUGGUCAAGUGAUUGGACUUUUCUCUUUUCCCUAGCCUAAGUUACCUAAGUUAGCCUAAGGAAAAUAUUUCCAGCAUUAAGAAGGGGAAAUUAAUUUUCUUUUUUAGAUUUUAUAUAUAUUUUUUUAACAACACCCCUAUCAUCCCACACACUCGGUGCAUCCCCUAUCAACCUCUCUUACUCAGUAAAACCCCCAUCUUCCCUCACACACUAAAGCCCCUAUCUCCCCAUACAACAACCCCUAUACCUCCUACACUAUAGCUGCUCUCCCCAAUGCACACACUUCCCCCAACAAUACAGCCCCUAUCCCAAACACACACUAUCUUCCUUGCACACAUACUAAAGACUCUAUAUUCCCCUAUCCCAAACACACACUAUCUUCCUUGCACACAUACUAAAGACUCUAUAUUCCCCACAAACAGUAGAGUUCCUAUCAUACACACACGCACACACAUAACACGGCCCUGAUAGCCUACAGAUGCAUGUUACAGCCUCUUCCCCUCCACACACAUUACAACCUUUAUUGCACACUACACAUUAGACAGCCUUCCUACACAUACACAUAACAUCACAAGAAGCUUCUCACACACACGCAGCCCUACAAGUAGCCUCCAAACCCCAUAAAGCGCCACAGGCAGCUUCCACACAUUGCACACACAACACCCUCUCAUAUCCCCUUUUUCCCCUUGUGUCUCAAUUAUGGACAACUCACCAGCAAACAGAAAGCAAACAUCUUUAUAACGUAAAGGAAAGUAUUAGGCACUCGCUAUAGUAUUAAACCUAGGAUGAUUGUGGGCAGCAGUAACCAAUACAAGGAUUCCCAAGCCUUGUGAGUGUUAGAAUAUUCACAAGGCUGAAGAAGAAGCCUUUAACAGGGGAAAUUCGUAACGUGGGACCCUCUGAAGAUAUUUGAUAUUGUUUAUAAAUAUAAAUAAAUGGUAAAUUUUUAUAUUUACAAAUGUAUUUUUUAACCUUCAUUUUAUUCACUUCCUGGCACCACAUACACACUGCAUCACCUACACAAACUGGUAUCCCUAAACACUACAUUCCAUAAGCACACACUUUAGAUCCUCUACAGUAACACAUAACACAUCCCCUACACACUCCACUCCCUAUGAGCGAACUCAUGGGUGGAACAUGUAGGUGGACUUUAUGGGCACUUUAUGGCACUUUAUGGGCAUACUCACUGUCAGGCCCUGGGGCCCAGACCUUGAGCUAUGUAAGAGGCCCCAAAAAAAUGGAGCUGCUUCCCGUUCUCCCAGAACAUUGAAUUUUGUGACCACAGUUCCAGAGAUCCUGUUCUACACCAGACGAGUGGAGCAAGACUGCAGCCAGAGCCCAUCACCAUCCUUAUCUGAUUGUAAGUAGGCAAUCUAGUAUAUUAUUAGUGACACUAAUCUCUAAUUUACCUCACAUUAAACGGACACUAUAGUCCCCAGAACCACUGCAGCUUAAUAAAGUUGUUCUGGUGUCUAUAGCCAGUCCCUGCAGGCUUUUUAAUGUAAACACACACUGUGUGCAGCACUGGCAUUAGUUCAUAUGGCAGAUCAUAUGGGUGGGGCAUGCAUGUCCAUAAAUCAUUAUUUUGCCUAGGGCGGCAAAAAUCCUUGCACCGGCCCUGAUAACCUGCAUACUGCACCUUAUCUGAGAUACCAGAGACAUCUAUAUCUACAUACAUCCUUAUCCAUUAGCUCUAGCAAAUGUGAGUGAUACUGCAUAAAAUAAUUAUAAUAUUCCCCCACUGGACAUACCAUACCAUAUUGCACUGUUGUAUUUCCUUUGUCUUUUUAUUUUUGAGGUCAACUGUGUGUACAACUUUAAAAAGAUUUGUGUACGUAUAUACCUAUUAUUUAUACUGUUUGGGGCGCGGUCUCCUCCUACUUUUUUCUAAGCAUCUUUAUAAAUUGGUAAACAAACACAGGGCAUUUUUCCCCAUGCAGGACCUUUUCAUCCAGGCUCUCUGCAUGGGCUACCAUUAGUGUGGGUUCCAUUAAUAAUGACAAGUGUGAAGUGGAUCAGGAGCAAACCAGAAAGCACUGUAUCAUGACAGAAAAACAUCAUUAUCAUAGUACGAUUUCCCAUUAUAACAUAUUUCUGUAGUGAGGCGCCAUCUACUGGCAAUUUACUCGUUUUGAAGUACUUCCUAGGUUUUCACUAGUUCCCACUGCAGGCAGAAUGCAUACUCAGUUAUGUUUAACGAACUAUUAUUGGGAUAGUCUAGGUCUUUAUUAUUUUUGGUCUGAAUGGUCUUCUACAGGUUAUGUUAGUUGAAAUAUACUUGUACUUUUAGACUCACAAUAAAGCUUACAUUUUAAGCAUUUUGUCUACAUCCAUUUUCUGCGCUUCUCAUUAUUGAUGACUCAACAUGCCCCUCUCUGGCCUGUCUAAGAAAAGUCAUAUACUGUUUGACUACUCCGAAAAAUGUGUCCUAAACCCCAAAAAUAUACAUGAAAGUAUCAAUAGUAGGAAGGCUCUAUAAAAAUACUAAAUUAACUAAAUAUACAGCCCGAUAUAACACUAUGGUGAUAGUGACUAGAAAAAAUCGAAAGGGAAUAAAAUACACAAAGAUAGUGUAAUACAAUCAAAUAUAAAGUGAGAGGGGGGAGAGGGAGGUAGACACUCACACUCACAAAAUGCUUGUAAAAAGCACGCACAUCUCCCCAUAGGGGUACAGCCAGACUUGGACCUCUUGUUCCAACUUUUGUCUUAAGGUAUAAGACUUUCUGCCAAUAAGGAGGGCAAUGAUAGUAAUAGACAUGUGAGCUUAAAAUGAACACUAUAGAGUCAGAAAUACAAACAUAGUGUUAAAAAUACCAUCUAGCCCUCCUUGCCUACCUAAAAAUAGUUAAAUCUUACUUGUAUUCAAGUCUGCAGGUGCAGGUGCUGCCUCUGCCCCUGAUCUGCCUGCUUGGCUGACAUCAUCAGAAGUGAUUCUCUGAGCCAAUCGCAUUGCUUUCACAUUGGAUUGGCUGUGCUUGUCAAGGAGGCAGAUCAGGGGCAGAGCCAGCACAAGCCAAAUAAAGCCCUGACCAAUCAUGCAUCUCUGUUAAGAAAAUUCAGUAUCUCCAUGAAGAGGGAGGAUGUGCAGCACUGCCCCAGGAAGCACCUCUAGUAGCUAUCUGAGGAGUGACCAGUGGAGUUAUCACUAGGCUGUAAUGUAAACACUACAUUUUCUCUGAAAAGACAGUGUUUACUACAAAAAAUCCUGAAGGAAAUUAUUCUACUCACAAGAACAAAUACAAUAAGCUGUAGUUAUUCUGGUGACUAUAGUGUCCCUUUAACAUCAAUGUUUUCCAUAUCACGAAAUGGGAAAUUCUGAGAGUUUGAAAACCAGUUUACUUCCCUUUUCAACAUCCAGCCUUGGAAACAAAUCAUGUGUAUGUGUUAAACAUCAGCAUUAAAAAAUAUGUCUCACACCUUGGAAUAAAAAUCUCCAGUAAAGAGUCACCAUAUGCAGAUAUAGACAAGAUGUAUACAUACAUAUAUGUAACCCCUCUGGAACACAGUGAACUGGCAGUUGGAGUUCAGAGAAGGAUGGAGAAGGAAGUUUUGGGAGUGAGAGCUGCUGGUUCCCGUGUGAAGCCCCACUGGAAGGAGGAUUUCAGCAGGCAUCUACAUCAUGACUUAAGUACAGUGCAGUUUCUUUGGCAGAUACUUGCUAGGGAAGGAGAGAGAAAAUCCCAGAAUCAACAAGAAGCAGUGUUUCCCCUUCUGUCUGGCCCUGAUUACAUUCGGUGUGGUAAUCCUGCAUACUCUCCCCCUGUACGCAGCAGCAGUGCUAUCUUAACAACAUUAUGGGCCCUGGGUAAACCAGUGCACUGGGGCCUUGCCUACACAACCAGUCACAGGAAUAAAAAUUUAAAUUAUCGAUAAAACUCUGCUUAUAUUUAUUGGUACCUCCAACAAAUGCAAUACAUUCAUACAUUACAAACACACAGACUGCUGUAUACACACACACAGGCUGCUGAAUACAUACACACAGACUACUAAAUACACACACAGACUGCUGAGUACACACACACAGACUUCUAAAUGCAUAAACAGACUGCGUAAUACACACACACAGAGACUGCUGAAUACAUACACACAGACUACUAAAUACACACACAGACUGCUGAGUACACACACACAGACUUCUAAAUGCAUAAACAGACUGCGUAAUACACACACACAGAGAGACUGCUGAAUACAUACAUACAGACUGCUGAAUACAUACACAUACUUCUGAACAUACACACACAGACUGCUGAAUACACACAGGCAGACAGCAGUGAGGUCGGGGGUGUGAGGGGUGCUGUGUGUGUGUGAGUGGUGCUAUGUGUGUGUGUGUGUGUGUGUGAGAGAGGGGUGCUGUGUGUGAGGAGUGCUGUGUGUGUGUGAGAGAGUUGCUGUGUGUGUGUGAGGGGUGCUUUGUGUGUGUGUGUGUGUGUGUGUGUGUGAGGGGUGCUGUGUGUGAAUGUGAGGGGUGCAGUGUGUGAAGGGUUCUCUAUGUGUGUGGGGGAAGGGAGUGCAUAGGGAAAAUAGAUUUGUUGUUUCUUAUUUUUAUUUAAAAUUCAUUUAAAUUUAAAAAAAGCUUUAUGUCCCCCCUUAGUGCCUCCACCCUUCUUCUUACCUUUGGUUGAAGUGGGGACACUGCCACCCCUAGUGGUCCGGUGGUAAGUAAUGAUCUUCAGCUUCUCUGGCUGCAGGCUAUCUUCACUCCUCCCGUGAGCAGAAUGCUGUGUCAGACCAGCAAGCUCACGGGAGGAAUUGCUUCCCAGGUCCUCUCUCCCUCUCUCUAAUGAAGGACCUUUGGGCUGGUGAGGGAGAUCUUUGAGAGCCCAAACCAAGUGAGCAGGGCCAGCUCUCCGUGGGCUGGCAGGGGAGAUCAAAGGAUCUCCCCUGUGGGCCAGGUACAUGGGAAAUGCUGUGGGGCCCCCAUGCUUGUGGGUUCCCUGGCAACUGCCCAGCGUGCCCAUGCGGAAAGAUGGCCCUGCACAGUUUAGAGACUGGACCCCUCUACAGUUUUCCAGACCCAUCAGGUGAAUUACAAACAGCUUACUGGGCCCCAACUACGUGCACCGACCGCUAGGGUGAAGGCCUAAGGAAACGGUGGGGGGGGGGGACGCAGUGUUACUGUGGGUGGGCAUAUAUGUGAGGUACUCCAUUAUAACAAUGUUUUAAUUGUAUUGUAUUCUAUUGGUGUCAAAUGUUGCUGUACAAUACAGAAUUCUUUAGACAGAUAACCCAGUGUCAGUUGUUGUCGAUAUAACCAUGUUCUCAGCGGGACCCCACAUCCACAAUCUGGAUGCCCAGCUGGGUGGAGGAACUGCCGUAAGUGGGUACCCAAUCCCCCAUUGGAGGAGGCUCAGGAUCGGCCUACCGAGUGCAAAGAGGUAACUGAAGUGAGGGACCCCAUGGUUAUAAAUAUGGGUAUGCCAAAAAACCCGUUACAUAUAUAAUAUAUGUAUCAGAUUGGAGUCAAUUCACUAAAGCAAGAAUUUGUCAUAGUAACUGUACAUUUUAGACCAAAGUAGCCAAUCUGGAGAAUAUUUUCCUACAUUGUGCAGUUCCUUGUUUCAGUUUAGUGAUAACGCUUUCAGUUGAUUUGAAGCUUUUAUUUUGUUUUACUAAAAACUUCACUAUGUCUGUCACUUUAAAUUGUGAAUUAUUCAAACACAGAUGAGUUGCAUAAUAUUGAGCAGUAAAUAAUUUGUUAGGAACACAGAAAACUUCUGCCAAAAAAGGAGGAUCUGUUCCUGUAUGGAGAGAUUAUUAACAGACAUACUUUUGUUUGGAUAAGAAAAACUUAUUAACUAGUAACUGUUCUUCGCUUCCAGACAGCAACAUGUCGGAAUUCACCAAGGCGUUUGACUAUGAAAAAGAGUUUAAUGCACGACUCUACUUAGACACCUAUUUUCAUCUAGGAUCUGGAAGUUUAGCUGAUGAUUUCUUGAGAUUUGAACUUGCCAAUUUGCACAAGAUAUUUACUUCAGGUACGUGGAUAUCUCAAUAGUCGGGGUUAUUCACAGGUUGGUCAGGAAUCCGAGUGAAUGGAAAGUUUUGAAUUUUAAAUUAAAAUUGUACUUUGGAAUGUCCUUUCAUUUUGCUUGUGCAGAUCUGUAGAGUGGUACAUAUUUUGAACCAAAACAAAACCUGGAAUUUUAGCUAUUUGUUUGUUCAACCAUAAUUUCCAUCUUUUAUGUAAAGUGCACCCACACUUAUAUUAUAACAUUUUGUUGAGGAGAAAUAGGGUUUUCAUUUCACAUCAAAUAUUUAUAUAUGGAACACAAUUUAAUAUGAAUAAAAUGUAAAAAUAAAAAAAAGUGUUGGCUAGGAAGAAAUGUUAUUUUUCAAGUUCUGAAAGGCAUUUUAAAACACAUUUUUAGGCUUUGAUGUCCCAUGACUCUGAUUAUGCUCCCCCAUGUUUAGGUUUCAUAGAGUAUUUGAAAGUCACAGGGUCAAAAUUUUUUAACUAUCUGUUAUCUUUCUGUAAAUCACACAUUUGUGACUUUACAUAGUAUUCUAAUCUUAUUCUCCUCCUUCCUAUGCCCUCUAUUCAAUUUAUCUUCCCUCUUCUACUCUGUUUUCAUGUAACGACUCGACUUUAGAAUUAGCAGGAAGGACAGACAGAGAGACAGACAGACAGACAGAGAGAUAGACAGACAGACAGACAGACAGACAGAUUGAUAGAAAGAUAGAUAGAUAAACAACUUUAGCUCACAUUCCUAUUUGCACAGUUGACAGAUUUAAUUCCAAAAGAGAAUAGGCUUGGAAGAAAGGAUUACAGCAUAAAUAUGUGGCAUAAUGGACCAUAAGAAAUGUUUAUAGCAUUCCCUAUAAAACAUUUCAUAAAGACUACGCUGGACAAAAAGAAAAUUACUUCUAUGUUGUGCUCGCUAGGGGCAACAAUGAUAUUUUGGGAUAAUGCCAUCAAAGUCUUUUUGUUGACAUAGUAAACCACAAGACAAAACCUCCAAGAUGGCUUUAUUUUACAUGUUUUAUUUCUAGUGAGGUCUGGGCUGGUUUUAGGGUUAUGUUUCUAUUAAUCUCAGAGCAGGCAAGGAGCCGGGGUGAGAGGAUUGCACUGGCAUGUUUCCUAAGCUCCUCUCCCGGCAUAUCAGUUUUGCGCAAAGAACUAAAUUAAUGUUGGCUGCUACAAAGAGCCCCAGUAAUCUCAGAAAAACUUGUACUUAGAUGUCCUGGUGUUGCUAUGAAAUUAAAGACCUAUGAUUAAGGACUGUCUUGUGUAAAACGCAUAAGAAGCUUCUUGUUUUUCAUCCCUGUGCUGUUUACUAUGGAGCAAAAAAAAUGUAUUCUUCGAUCUCCUGGUGAGUUCUUGUUUGGUAAGGAGUUUUACUUACCCAUGAAAUCUAGGCCCUUGCAUUGCACAAUGCCAGUUACAGCCUGCUUUACAUUUCCUAAUGCUUGGUGUGACUGUUCAUUAUUAGAUUUGGAAACAUGAUUUUCCUGCUGCUGUACAGUUAUUUUAUGAAUUGGGUUAACAUCAGGUAUGUGCUACAUGUACACACACACAUUUGUGCCAAUCAAAACUCAGCCCUAUGCACAAAGUGUCAAAGUUAGAUAAUUAGCCUUUUAUUAACCAUUGAUUGCAAUUUUUUUAUUGGUAGGGGGUGUGACAGGGAAAACUCUCAUAGACAUCGGGACAUGUCCAUCCAUUUACCAUCUUCUUUCUGCUUGCGAAUCGUUUAAUGAGAUUAUAGCUACAUGGUACACUCAAACCGAACUGCAUGAGCUGCAAAUGUGGAUGAAUAAGGAUCAAGGAGCAUUUGAUUGGUCAUCGGUUGUAAAACACGUGUGUGAACUGGAGGGUAAAAGGUAGGUAAAAAAAUAUGGCAUGCAACAAAUUAUAUUUUUUUGAGUCAUAUUUAUAACCUCUGUACCCCAAAUUACAAAGAUUGAAGAUGUGUUCAUACUCCUUAAUGAUUAAUCUAAAGCCUUAAUGGUUCACUUUAAGCAACAUAACCACUACAGUUUGUCAGUGGCCCAGUUAUAGUGCAAGGAAUCUUUGGGUACCAUCCCCCAUGUUUUGUUAACACUCUCGGAAAAAUUAGAAAGCACCAAAAAUGUGUCCCGUUGCCUGUCCAUCACCUUGCCUGCCAAUAAUACAGAGAUUCAAAUGUAGAUUAAAAGAAUAAUCUGAAAUAGGUUUAGAACAAGAACUAAAAGGCACACUUGUAAAAAUUGCCCCCAAAUAGCAAUCUGUCAGUACUCUACAAGAUUAGGCAGGGUUUGAAUUGGUAUGGAAUUAUAGCCUUGUUUAAAUAUUUUUGAAUACACUUUUCCUAUGACUUAAUAUUUUUGGAUAAACUUGUUAAAGGAACAAAACUGUAUUCCUAAUACUACAGUGUACAUCUGCCCCUGCCCCCCUCUCCCGUGGCAAGAAACCCAUUCCAGCGCUAAGGUUCCUGCACUGAAGUCCCUUUGCCCUGCACUGUCUCCGCCUCGUCCUACUUCAUAAUUACAAGGUGCGCCAUGUGCAACAAGCACCAGACACGCAUUAGGCCUUUCCUUGGAAAUUUUGUAGGAAGGCACGAUGCUGGGUGGUCGUGGAGACAGGUGGCUAGCUGCGCGAAUAGUAGGAGGGGCGGUGAGGGAGCUGUGAUGUCUCUGCUCUGCUCCCCCGCACGCUGCUUGAUGAGACCGGGGCCGGAUAUGACAUCAUAUUACGGCCCAGGUCUCACUAAGAGGCGCGCUGGGAGCAGAGCAGGACAUCUCAGUUCUCUCGCCGCAAGCAACAAUACAUGCUGCACGCUUUCCUCCAUAAUCCCCCAGCAUGCCGCCUGCCUGCACAAUCCCCCAGCCUGUCGCCCACUGAACCCCACAGGUAUUAAAACAAGCAAUAAUGUGUGAAUGUGUAUGUGUCAGGAUUACUGUUUGAUCCAGCACGUAGAACUGUACAGCUCGGAUGACAAAUAAGUAACGUAUUACCGGUCCUUAGAAUGGCCGGAUUUAACGUACAAAGAAUAGUCAAAAAUACUAGCCGAGGUCAGGGAACACAGAAAGGGACACAGCGAUGAGGAAAGCCAGGAGUCAGGAUACCAGAAUAUAGAGAAGUCAAUAAACAAAGCCAAAGUCAAAAACCAGGUAGAAAACUAUAAACAGGAACGCGCUCUCAGACAACCACAAGGGAAACCACGACAGGGCACUGAGCAGGCUGAGAACUGGGCCUAAAUACCCCUCCUUUCUUUCUGAUAGGCUGUAACCGGCCUUUGACCCCAAAGUCAGUUACCAGGUUUCAUUUGCAUAAUUGCUGCUCAGCUUUAACCCUUCUGUGGAUUAGGUUGCUGCUCGGCACAACUUUUCCUGUGUGGACAGUAAAUGUCAUUAACCACUUUUCUAUAAGCGGAUGAAUACAUGAGACCAGGUUUCAUUUGCACAAUUACUGCUCAGCAUUAACCCUUCUGUGGAUUAGGUUUCUGCGCGGCACAACUUUUCCUGUGUGGACAGUAAAUGUCAUUAACCACAUUUCUAUAAGCGGAUGAAUACGUGACAGUAUGCCUGUCAGUGUAAGUGUCUGUCUGUCAUAGUGUGAGUGUUUGGGUAUGUCUGUCUUGGUGUGUGUGUAUGUAUAUGGGUGUGUGUGUGUGUCUGUCUGUCAUGAUGUGUGUGUAUCUGUCGUGUGUGUAUCUGUCUGUCAUGGUGUGUCUGUCUGUCAUGGUAUGCGUGUGUGUGUUUCUGUCUGUCAUGGUAUGUGUGUGUGUUUCUGUCUGUCAUGGUGUGUAUCUGUCUGUAUCAUGGUAUAUGUGUGUCUGUCUGUUAUGGUGUGUGUGCAUGUCUGUUUGUCAUGGUUAUAUGUGUGUGUCUGCCAUGAUGUGUGUAUGUGUCAUGAUAUGUGUGUUUAGGUGCCAGACCCUUUAUGUUCACAAGGGAAUGGUGUUUUUUUUUUAUUCACCUUUUUUUCCAUGCUGGUCUCCCCUCGACUGGCCCUACUUCUAUGGCUGAGAUUAUCAAGCUUGUUGAUCUCAGCCAAUCCAAUGUUUUCCCACAGGAUUUGCUGCAAAACGCUGACACAGGAAGCACCUCUAAUGACCGUCUGAGUGACAGUCACUAGAGGUGUCACUAGGAAGCAAUGUAUAACUACCUUUUCUCUGAAAAGGCAGUGUUUACAUUGAAAAGUCUGCAGGGACGGGGUAUAGACACCAGAAUCACUACAUUAAGCUGUAGUGGUCCUGGUGACUAUAGUGUCCCUUUAAGAAUUUAAUUUUUGUCGUUGAAUAUAAAGCUUUGUAAGUUUAAAAAAAAUCUGUCUCUUACCCUUUUUAGCUGGCUUCUAGAUUCAAAGCAAAUGUGUCAAGCCCUGAUAUAAAAACUAUAUCAGUAUAUCAAAAUAUGAAUAUAUUUUUCAAAAAUUUAUAUCAUUUUAAAAGUUUCUUUAAAAAUAUGAAAUCAUGUUAAAAGCUUAUCUAACAUUUUAACAUUGAGGCCUAAAUCAGGGUUGGGUUGAUAUCAGAACUGUUUUUUUUUAUAUAUAUAUAUAUAAGUUUUCAAUGUUAUGCUUUUAAUUAAAAAUAAUAAUAAUCACAUGUUCUUGCAGUGGGAAAUGUCAAGAAAAAGAAGACAAGCUAAGAGGAAAAAUCAAGCAGGUUUUGCAUUGUGAUGUCAGUAAAAAUAAUCCUCUAGAACCUGUUGUGUUGCCCAAAGCUGAUUGCCUUAUUGCUGCUGUUUGUCUAGAAGCUGCAUGUAGGAACCAAAAUUCUUACAUUACAGCUUUGAAGAACCUCUCAAACCUCCUAAAACCCGAGGGCCACCUUAUCCUUGCUGGAGACCUAGGAGCAAACUACUAUGAGGUGGGUCCCAACAAGAUAUUUUCUCUGGCUGUGAGUGAGCAGUCCCUGAGGAACGCGCUUAGUGAAAGUGGCUAUGCUAUCCGAGAGUUGGUGUCUUUUGGGAAACCAGAAGGUGCCGAUUUUGACAAUUCAGAUUAUGAGGGUUUUUAUUUUAUUCAUGCUCAAAAACCCUAA
Pelobates cultripes (western spadefoot toad) is the source of this 24556-nucleotide messenger RNA. Lineage: Eukaryota; Metazoa; Chordata; Amphibia; Anura; Pelobatidae. The record is from the annotation of a GenBank genome assembly.